Molecule: messenger RNA, 939 nt
Organism: Rhizoctonia solani
Lineage: Eukaryota; Fungi; Basidiomycota; Agaricomycetes; Cantharellales; Ceratobasidiaceae
Product: RTA1-like protein
Exons: 7
Coding region: 1-939 (312 amino acids)
Cellular component (GO): fungal-type vacuole; plasma membrane
Source: RefSeq, a predicted model, not a curated record
AUGUUUUUCUCUAAAUCUCGUUUUGUUUCUUUGUUUGUUGGGGUGGUUUUGCAGAGUGUAUACGUAUUAGCUCAGUCCGAUUCUACCACGAAGGAGACCCCCCUCAAGUACACACCCAAUAAAACAGCCGCUAUAAUCGCAGGGUCACUAUACAUGCUUACAGCCGGUGCGAUGUGCAUUUGGGGAACACGGUACUGGGGCCGGUACAUGCUUUCCAUGAUCAUAGGCUCAGCAUGCUACGCUGGGGGCCUGUACCUUCGUCUCAUCGUGGGAGAAGACAUGGGAAGCGUGAUGAAAUACGCUACUAUGAACUUGAUCAUCCUACUUUCACCCUGUGGAUUCAUUGCUGGUGUUUAUAUGCUCCUUGGACGACUUGCGAUCCACCUCGACGCGACCGACUUUUUGCUUAUUAGGCCGAACAUUCUGACCAAAGUCUUUGUGAUUUCUGAUGUCUUGACAUUUUUCAUGCAAGCUGCCGGAGGAGGUAUGACAGCCGGCGACGAUGCGAACAUGAGGAAUAUUGGCGGCAAAGUCUUCCUCGUUGGUCUAGUUGCCCAGUUGAUUUCUUUCCUGGGAUACACGCUCAUCUUUGGCAUCUUUGUGUACCGCCUCUGGACUCUGCGUCGCAACGAAUGGAACUCGCGUCCUCAUGGAAUCAUGAGUCAUUGGUUGGCUCUGGUCGUUGCGAUGGCCCUGAGCUGUCAAAAUAUCAUUGUCCGCUCGGUAUUUCGUGUAAUCGAGAACGCGCAGGGACGUAAUGGAAUUUUCGCCACCCAGGAGCAAUACUUUUACAUGAUGGAUGUUGUAGUCCUUUGGGUCGCCGUCAGCGUGUUCAUGGUAACCUGGCCACCAAAAUAUCUCACCGGUUACGCUGCCAUGGCCGGAAAGAGAGGCAGCAACAGUCACGUCGAAUUGAUGUCCACCUCAUCGAGGUUUUAA